Messenger RNA from Auxenochlorella protothecoides, 1620 nucleotides. RefSeq lists its product as hypothetical. The record is from RefSeq and is a predicted model, not a curated record. The transcript is spliced from 9 exons. The coding region runs from base 1 to 1620 and encodes 539 amino acids. Lineage: Eukaryota; Viridiplantae; Chlorophyta; Trebouxiophyceae; Chlorellales; Chlorellaceae.
AUGUUCGCACGGGGCAAGGCCCACCGUACCGCUACCAACUGCCCUCACAUGCAGAGAUUCGAGGCGGUGGUGGAGAGCAUCGCAGACGUAGCCACGUACCACCAGGUGGCCCAGGAGCCCAGCAAGGUCGAGGCUCUUCGCCGAGCCGUCCACCAACUGGCGCAGGGGGAGUUUGAGGCGGCAGGCGUCAAGGCGAAGCUUCGCGAUGUGGCGUACAGGCUGCCAGCCAACCCAGACUUGCUAAAGCACCUGAGCACCGAACUCCAGCCCCCGACCUCGUCUGAGGGGCUGGACGAUGACAUCGAGGUCGAGGAUGGGAAUACCCUGGCUCUGAACAACAUCUGCCCGCUCUCGGGCCGCCAGUUGAUGGACCUGAAGAGGCCAGUCCAGGACCGCAUUGGCGUGGUUUAUGAGGAGGAGGCGGUGCUGCGGUACCUCUACGACCAAGGUGGCUUUGCCAAAGAGGCCCUCUGCCCGCUGGCGGGUGGGCAGAGGGCCGGCUCACGCCUCUGGCAGUUUGUGGGAUUGGUGGCCGCCCUCAUUGCAGCCAGGUUCCUCCUGUACACCUACUUUUUCCAGACACCGUCGACCCUGGUUGUGUAUGUGGCCGGGUAUGAAGACCCAGAAAACUUUGUCAACGUCAACUUCUUCCUGACCCAGGGCAUUCGGGAGGGUGAUGGUGCGCACUAUGUCAUAGCGGUUGAGCCCGACUACUACCUGGAGAUCAUGGAGCUCUUCCCCGCGAAACUGCCCAGCAAUGUGCAGAUCGUGCGGGUGGGGCUGCGCUGCUACAAUUUUGGCACUGUGGGCUGGGUGCUGCAGAACGCCGGCCUGGACCUGACGCGGUUCAAGUACUUUGUCUGGCUGGACAGCAGUGUCCGCGGCCCUUUCCUCCCCGUCUACGCUAGCCAGAAGCCCUGGCACGCGCAGCUGACGGGGCUGAUCACCCAGGAGACCAAGCUGGUGGGGGCCACCAUCUCCUGCGCUGGGAUCAAACUGAACAUCGAGCACCCCACGUUGCACGUGCCCCAUGUUCAGGGCUACCUCCAGGCCACCGACCACGUGGGCCUGAAGAUCCUGCAGGGCACGCCCUUUGCCUCGGGCGUGUUCUCCUGCCACCAGAACUGGCUGGUGGGCGUGCGCUGGUCGGAGGUGGGCGCCAGCGAGGCGGUGUUGCGCGCCGGGUUCAACAUCGGGUCGCUCAUGCUGCGCUACGCUGGCGUGGACUGGCGGGACGAGGGCGUGUGGACCUGCAACCGCGGCAUGAACCCGCUGCUGGACCGCGGGUACGACGGCGCCAAUGCGCACCCGCUGGAGAUCAUGUUUGUCAAGGUGCAGCACCACCAGGUGGUCACCCGCAGCCCCGCGGUGGUCCCCGCCCUGCAGUACCACGUCUGGCGCCUGGAGAACCGGACCGCGGGCGCACGCGACGUGGCACGCAACGCCUUCCACGACAUGGCGGGCGUGCACCUGGCGGGCAUCACCGCCAAGGGGCCCGCCUGCUUCGACGCCGAGAUGUACAUCGCCGCCGCGCCGGCGGAGUACACCCCCUCCCAGGCCUGGGAGCACUUCCUCAUGUUUGGGUAUCGGGAGGGGCGCGCCCACCGCUUCAUCUGCUGA